AGAAGACACGAAUAAAACAUAUCAAGAGCAGGGCUGUAGUAGACGACCCUUUGGAUUUAGAGAAUACAGAAAAUUUGUUGUUCACGAUUCUAUCACCAAGUUUAUUGUUUCAUCUUUCUCAAACAUGCGUCGCUCCGUCUCCCACGGCCGGCCCAUUUCUCCGGAUAAGGCUACCCAAGUCCACCAGGGCCGGUCGGGUUGGAGAAAAGUGGCGAAAACGCCGGAAGACCUGCUCUACGAAGCACGGAUACACUACCUGAAGGAGAGGAUUGACGAGGGGCUGCUGCACUACAGUUCUGCGGCGACACAGGAGCGGGGAUGGAAAAUUUUGCACGCGCUGGCGGAGGACCAUUUGACCGGUACAGAAGAGAAAAUGAUCCCUUUGCAGCUUGUUAGUGUCUUCCUCCUCGUGUAAUUUUUUGCCAUGCUAGAAGCUUGCCAUCAUGAAUUGUCUGGUUUUUUUAUCAUGAUUAUGUGAGAAGCUUGCCAAUGAAAUAACAAGGUGACACGGUGUGGACGUUUCUGGAGCUGGUUUUCCUGAGUCGUGAGCAACAGAAGAAGAAGCUCGCGAAACUGCAACUUCGGGAGAAGUACGAGCGGCACCUGGCCGCGUUGGACGAGAUCCACAUCCGGAAGUAUCAAAUGCAAAAAUGUCUGGGUCUGGAAGAAUGCAAGACUUGUCAUGCAUAUUUCUCCUGACCCAUGAAGCCUGUAAUGCAUGACCUAGCAUCGCAGACUUUUAAAGGGCUUCCUGAUGCACCUUCCGCAUGAGAAAUGCCCUGUCCGUUUAGCACAAAUUGCACCCCUCUUGCUGGUCAUGCAAUGCAAUUUUUUUUUUUUUUAGAGUCCAAAAACAGCAUGACAAGUUGCAAUCUUCCAGACCCAGACACUUUUGCACUUGAUAGAAAGGAGUUGAAAAUCACGGAAAAGCGGUCCUUAAGCCUGCUCUGGCUCUUCCCGGUAAUUUGCGAGCAAUGCUGCUACGAGCUGAUUGGAGGCAUCACCGACGUCGCGAACCCGAUGGGUUUGCAGCUGAUGGAGUCCUCGGGGAAGAUCAUGUCGAAGCCCAACACGCUCGCGAUUUCCAGUAAACCAGACUCCUUUCACAGGUUACUGUUGGACGGAUUCUUAACCGACCCGGACGGGACCCUUGCUGCGCGAAUUUUGGUCGAGGGCUACGUGAUUCUCAAUCGGGUGUGGACCACGCAGGGGAAGCCGCCGAUUCUGUCCGGGCCCUGGAAGCGCAGUCAGAGGAACGUUGGCACGUUUGAACACGUACAGCUGAUCGACCAGAAAAACAGCUGGAAUUUGCAGAUCUACAACCGGUUCGUGAAACCCAUUUUCCAAGCCAUUGCCAUGCAGACGCAGGAGCUGCUGAGCGGCAACUGCGAAAUAGAUUUCGGCGGCGGCAAUUUCUCAAACAGCCGAUCAAAUAGCUCUGCGAAUCUCCUGCAAAGUAGUAGGCCGAAGACAAGUAGCGUCUAUCGGUCGAGUCGAAACAACUCGACGACGUCGUUACAACAAAACAAUCGCACGAGACCGUCCUCCCGAAUGUCGCCUAUACGAAUGCGGAAUCUCCCCUCGCCACGCGGCGAAGAGUUCAACGACACGAGAACACCGAAAAGGCUGCAUCAUGAGCAAUUGGAACUCCAGUGCUGGAACGGAUCCUUGACGUUGAUCUGCCUCACUCGGGAACUACUUUUCCAGUACAAGGCGGACGUCACAAGGACGCAACAACUCCGGGACUUGCUGAUGGAGCACGCCAGCGCGGUGUUUGAGAAUUUGACAAUAGUUUCCGACGCGUUCAAGUGUUCUAUCGCGAAAGGCACGAUUUUGGACGAAGCGGAGCGACUCGGUGUGCCCGUCGACAACGCGAUGCUGGACCCGAGCGACCGGAAGGCCUUGCUGGUGAACGACAUCGCGAACUCCAGCCACUUUCUCGCACAGGAGAACGGUCGUGGUCGUGGGAAUAAGAACAACAAUGCCCCCUCUCCGCCGAAGUACCUGGGAAAGCGGAAUUCCAUCGGCCGCGCGCAGACCGCGAAACGGGAGAAACAGUGGAGGGAAAAGAUGCACGCGAUUGCGCAGCUGGGGUUUUUGCACUGCGUCGGACAGUACCUGGCGGUCUACCUCUGGCCCCGGCGGUUUUUGCUGCAGGUCGCGGCGAUUUGCGUGCAUUUGCUCCGGAACGCGCACAAAGUGUCUUCUACGAGGGAUCUGUGCGUCGUCGCCUGUGUUUGCUUGACGCACAUCGGGUCCUUCCUGCUGCUGCAAGCCGCGACGCCACCGGAGGAGGAGAAGGAAGAGGAAGACUCUGACGAUGAUGGUACAACUUCUACCCAGCCUGGUUCUAGGAAUAGAAAAUCGUCACGGCAGAAAGCCCAAAUGGCGGGGGAGCAGCUGGCGCAGAACGGAUUUGCCGACUACGAUCAGAACGAUCCGCGGUUGUUGAGAACGGACUUGGAGAACGCCGACGGCACCACCUGUCCCUCGAGUUACUGGGACGUCGUCAACCCAAAUUGCCCACGAGAUGAAGAUGAGUACGACGAUGAUGAAAAUGCUGAACAGUAUGAAAGCUUCGAUAUUAACGAUGAAAACAGAAACAACGUUGAAACGCAUCUCAUGAACGACGACGCCUUUGACGACAUUGACCCCUACCAGCCGCCAAAACCGCCAGUGAGAAAGAAGAAGAAAAAACCGAAGAAGAAACAAUCGAAACCCAAGCAAUUGGAAAACGAGGACGCAACGCUAUUGCUCCAGCUCGCGCCGGUGAUUCAGUCCUUGAUGAAGCCGGAAACUAACCCGGAACUGUUCCAGCACAUGCGCGGGGAGGCGGAUGGUAGACUCCGGAAGUGCGUGGACAGUUGCUACGGCGCUUGGAAGCUGUUGGAGCAGGAGAGGCAGAAGAGAAGGGCGCUGCUGCGGAAGAAGUUUUCGGCGGAUUAUGAUUCCAGAGGUACUUCUAGCGUUGACCACAAUAAACCGGAUCCAAAACUGCUGAAGGACGACGACCCCGACCACCCGGAUUUUCCCCCGCAACCCGCGACCUCCGGGAACGCGAAUGUAUCGAAGGAACGGAACAGCAGCGGGCUCUUCGCUUUCACGAAGAACGGAAAUUCGCCGAUGAACCAGCGGAAAAAGCACGAUCGAACGCGGUCGGACAGAUUUGAAAAGAAGAUGACCAAUGAGAACUACUCGCUCCGAACCGCCAUGGACAACCUGAUCGCGGAAUGCGAGCCAGUAAACCCGGUUCCGGACAUGCUCGGCGAUCCAGAUUUGCUGGUGACGGAUCAAAAUGGACUGGAUGAGGACAACGACUUCCAAGCGACGCAGCGACGACCGCUGCCGGCGACAGCGUCGAGCAGUCUGUUCCUGGACGCAGAGGGACGGAUAAUGAAUGACGAGGAGCUACUUCAGGACGAAACGGAAGCGCAGCAAGUUGCGAGCGGUAUUCGGAACGUCCGCACGCGUCCCACCGUGUUGCAGCAAGCAACUGCGCAGGGCGAUUUCAUGGCAGCAGGAGGCGGAAACAACUUCUCUCGCGGUGGAACAAGUCGCCGCGCUAGUGAAAUAAACGCACCGGCACCUCCUCCGCUGGGGACGACGACGAACAGCGCGUUUCGGAACAGCACAGCGACCAGGCGCCACAGCGAUUUGUCCAACAGCGCGAGUGCGAAAACGUUACGGUUCGCAGACGAGAAUGAGAAUGAUGACGCUGUGGAUAUUUUUCAGCUCCCCAGCUCCACGCCCAAUUCCAAUGCGACGAUCGCGCCGAUUCCCAACCGCGGCCCGGUCUCCUCCUACGCGCAGAAGAAGCAGAUGCUGUUGGACUAUCAAAUGUAAAAGUGUCUGGGUCUGGAAGAAUGCAACUAGUCAUGCUAAAUCUGAAGCAUGCAAAAAUCUGUGUUGCAUGAUUACCAAAAGUCGUCCAGUUUUGACAAAGUCGGGAGGGAGUUUCUCAUGCAGGAUAGGCAUGAGAGGGAUCGCGCACAAUUUGUCAUGCUAGGUCCUGCAUUCCAGACCUCAUGGGUCACGGAAAAGCUGCAUGACAAAUCUCGCAUUCUUGCAGACCCAGACAUUUUUGCAUUUGAUAUGGACCCGCUUGACCCGAUUCAAGACUCCCCGAGAAGCCCCGGCAGGAGGAAGAAACUGAACGAGGAGCUCUUCAAGCGAAACAAACUCGAGGGCACCCCGAUCCCAAACCCGCCGGAGGAGUUAGAGAAUAGUGAAUCGCGGAGACAAAUCCGGCCACUGUCCCCGCAACUGGUGAAGUCAAAUACGCAAAGUGCGCUGAAGGUGAAACAGGACGGCAGCUACAUGUCGCCGCAGCAGCUCGGGAAAAAGAAGAGACUGGAUGAGAAAGACAGUAAGAACAUCGCGGAUUUCAAAACGCCGUUUGAAAAAGUGCAAGACUGCAUCCGCGGGGGGGUCUUGGAUGAAGCGUUUUUGCUUGUCCUGCAGUACGGCCACGAGGAAAUGCUGUUUCAGUUUUUGGAAGAGCUGGACCUGACGGAGAAGCUCUUGGAAAAUGACAACGGCUUUCCCAACGACGACGAUGUGAAUCCCAACCCGAACAACGCUGGCUCUUCCGGAUUCAACCGGAAUUCCAGCGAAGUGCUCCAAGGAUUGAGCAUAAUGGACCCGUUGCAAACCGACGCGGACGAGGAGGAGUUUUCCACGAGGAAUAACUACAGGACAAGAAGCAAAACGGGGUCGUUCGUCACGGGGUUGUCUGCGAAGGAAUGGAAUAAGCAAAGCAGGACCAACGCAGCAAAGCAAAAAACCGACACAACCGAGGACGAAAACGGCAUCAACACGAAAGUGCGGGAAAAGAAAUUCUACCCCCUCUCGGAGAACCAGAAGCGGCAAAUCGGCAACAUGCUCGCGCAGAUCCUGCGGCGCGAAGUAAACAAGUUUUGCGCCAAGCUGAGCCGCACCCGGUCUGCGGGAAGUUUGAUGUCGAACAAUAGCGGCAACGCGUCGCGAACAAGACACGGGUUCCGCACGACGAAAUUAGACAACACGUUUGCGGUGACAAAACAAGACUUUGAAACCAGGAAGAAGCUCGAUUUGUCCUGUCGCUUUCUCCCCAAGUACUUGGCGUUGUCUGGAAUGAAUACUGCGAAAACUAUACCGACCUACGCGACGGACGGGCCGAUCAUCACGUCGGCGCAGGACACAUCAACGCUCCAGCUGGUCCGGGAGACGUGCUUGAAAGGCUGCGAGAUCGUGGACUUGCGGGAUACGUUGGGCGUCUUGUAUCGGAGCAUUACGCCACACUACUGAUGACGCAGCCAAAAAUGAUCCUCGGAGUCGUUAUUGCAUUUUUGUUGUGCGUGUGGCGCCGCAAGCGCAAACUACAAGUGCAACGUAGUACACUCACACGACGGCCUUCGAGCCUCGCUUGAGGAAGCGCCGGAUGACGUUGAUGGCGGCUGACGCAAGUAGAUUAAUGACCUGCACCGCAAUGAUUAAUUUCAGCACAUGAUGCGGUCUUUGCAAAGAU
This is a messenger RNA of Amoebophrya sp. A120, 5506 nucleotides long. The record is from the annotation of a GenBank genome assembly. Lineage: Eukaryota; Dinophyceae; Syndiniales; Amoebophryaceae.